AUGCCGGUGGACAGUCUAUUCGACAUGGCCCGCCGGGCUUGCGCCCGGUACAGCGCCAGGAUCACCGAUAUAGGGGACCUCAAUUACGAGCUCAUCAGACCGGUUCUGCUCAAGAUUGAAAGUCCAGAGAAACUGCACCAACUCGAGCAGAAUUCCCCCCAAAUCAUCGGCAAAGAUGCCGAGAUUUGGAUGAGCUUCAUCAAGCGAGAUAUACCGGACUGGCACCUGAAACGACACGAGCCCAAAAACCCCAAGAAUUGGUACAAAGUAUAUCGCCAGCUCAAGGAAGAGGCGCGGAUGGACUCGACCGCCGACGAAGCCAUAUUAAAAGCCGCCUUGGCCAAUAUCCAGAAUGAAAAAGAGCAAAAUACGGCAGAGAUCGCCUCAUCCAGGAGAGACUUGCCAUACCUGACCCCGUCAAGAAAAGCGCGCAUUCAUUAUAGCUAUAUCAGUGGGAAGACUGGAAGCAAAGGGGCAAAUAAGAUGACCUUGAUGGAAAAGAUCAGGAAGGAAGCUCGAGAUGCAAAGGCCUCCCAGAUGAACAGGCCCAUGCACGAACUGCAGAAGAGAGCAACGGUCGUCACGAAGGCACCGCGGCAGUUUGUCGAGGAUCUAAAGCAAAAGGCGGCAAACCCCAUGUCUCCUCCUCGAACACAGGCCUUUCCGGCUUCUAUUCGCCCGUCGAGACCGCCGAUGCACGCGCCUACUACAACUAGUAGCCCCAAGAAACCUCCAGUCGAUUCAUCAUACGAUCUUGUCGUAGAUCGUGAAGCUAGGCUGCGAGCAUUGAAGAAUGGGAAAUCAGAACCGAAUCCUCCGCGAAUGUCGUCAACGCCGACCACGACAAGGAAUGGCUCGGACAGACAAGAUGACACGGUGAAUGUAGGCGGAAAUGGAACUGGAAUUCUAACAACGAAUUUCCUGGAAGAUUCUGAGGAGGAGGAGGAGGAGGAGGAGGCUAUCGAAGCGCCACCAAAGAUGCUGAAGAUCAAUGACAAUGAGCGGCCGAGAUCACUGAGUCCCAUGAGGCUGAGUCAUCCACAUCCACAAACGCAUACGUUAAAGAGGAAACAGGUUCCAUCACUUUUCAUGUCGUCACCCAAAAAGACAGCGAGACAGCCUGGAGUAUCUUAG
Molecule: messenger RNA, 1134 nt
Organism: Rhinocladiella mackenziei CBS 650.93
Lineage: Eukaryota; Fungi; Ascomycota; Eurotiomycetes; Chaetothyriales; Herpotrichiellaceae
Exons: 2
Coding region: 1-1134 (377 amino acids)
Biological process (GO): transcription elongation by RNA polymerase II
Cellular component (GO): nucleus; elongin complex
Source: RefSeq, a predicted model, not a curated record